GGUGGACCUGGAAGAUAACAGCUGGCAGGCUGAGGCCAGACACUGGCACGUGCAGUUGUCCCUGGUGGUUUUUUUGCACUGACUUGGGGAGCCAGCUCAUGAUCUCAGGAUGUAUGGAAAAAUAAUCUUUGUAUUGCUAUUGUCAGGAGAAAGGCAGCAACUUGUGCAUGAUUUCUCUGAACCAGUGAUAACACUCAUUAUUUUUGGGGUGAUGGCUGCUGUCAUCGGAAAGAUCCUCUUUAUUUCUUACUGUAUUCGCCGACUGAGAAAGAAAAGCUCAUUUGAUGUACAACCUCCCUCCUCACCUGACACAGAGGUCCCUUUAAGCUCUGUUGAAACAGAAAAUCCAGAGAAAGUUGAUCAAUGAGAAUCUGUUCACCAAACCAAAUGUGGAAAGAACGCAAAGAAGACAUAAGACUUCAGUCAAGUGAAAAAUUAACAUGUGAAUUGGACACUCCAAUAAAUUAUAUACCUACCUAAAUUGUACAAUUUCAGAAUGCAAUUUUCAUUAUAAUGAGUUCCAGUGACUCAAUGAUGGAAAAAAAUACUCUGCUCAUUACUAUUUCAAGAUAAAGAACAAAUGUUUCCUUGAGUCUUUGCUUUUGUAUGUUAGCAUAAUUUUUAGAAUUGAUUGAGAAUUCUAAUCCAAAACUUUAGUUGAAUUCAUUUACAUUUGUUUAAUACUAACUUAAUCUAAUCUAUUGUAUUGUAAUAAUGGUGCUGUGAAAUGAAAGGCUUGAAAUACCUAAAUGAAGUUUAGGUUUUCUUCCUAUUGCAAACUUUUGAGUCUGGUUUCAUUGUUAUAAAUAAAUUAAGGGGACACUAAAGUCCUAUCAUUUAUUUCCUUCAUUGCUGAACAGGCAAGAUAUAAUAUUACAUGAAUGAUGA
Messenger RNA from Saimiri boliviensis boliviensis (Bolivian squirrel monkey), 888 nucleotides. Lineage: Eukaryota; Metazoa; Chordata; Mammalia; Primates; Cebidae. The record is from RefSeq and is a predicted model, not a curated record.